AUGGCUGGAGACGAGGUGCCAUCAGUGUCCGCGAGUGCAGUGAGCGCGGGUGCCUUGGACGUCCGCGUGAUAGCGGAGUUUGACGGCACCACAGACGUGGUAGAGUGGUGGACCCGCGCGGAACUGUUGUGCGCCCACCGUGGCGUGGAUUUUGGAGCGGUGGUCCCCCUGCGUCUCACCGGUGGAGCCUUCGCCGUGUGGGCUCAGCUGCCGGUCGAUCAUCGAGCCUCCCUGGCAGCCGUCAAGUCUGCCCUCUUUGCGGCGUUCGCCCUGGACAGCUUCGCGGCUUACGAUGCCUUCGUCACUCGUCGUCUUCAGCCGGGUGAGUCCGCCGACGUCUACCUGGCGGACCUGCGGCGGCUGGCUGAACUGUUCGGUGGCGUGCCGGACCGGACUCUGUCCUGUGCAUUCGUGAACGGGCUGCCGGACGCGGCAAGACAGGUGAUUCGCGCCGGCUCGCGCGCCGAGGCGUUGGACCUUCCCAGCGUGGUCGCGCGAGCGCGCGCCGUCCUCAGUGACGACCGCGUGGCAACGGUGGCGGCGGCGACGGCAGCGCCUCCACGCGGAGGGGGCGGAAGCCGCGGUGGAACGCAGGACGCAGAGGCGGUGAUGGCGGCGCGCGUCCCGAGACGGCCGCGCUCGCGCCGGUGCUGGGCGUGCGGCCGGCUGCCCGCAGGGAAACGGCACAGGGAGCGGUGCGUCAGCGCCAGCGCCGUCUCCUGCGCAAUAAGAGGAGCGCUGCCCAUAAUCAGGUUGCCGCUGAAUGGAGGACUCCGAGACGUGCUUGUCGACACGGGUUGUACGCAUAACCUCGCUCACGUGGACAUUUGUGAUCAGUGGGACCGGCAGCGCUUGCUGAUCACGACAAUGGGUGGUCACGCUGUUCAGGCACUAGGCGUGGGAGUCGUGACGGUUGGCCGCGUCGGUGGCGACAGUGUCUUGCCUGUGCUAGUGGUGGCGUCGCGGCCAAUGGGUGUGGACAUGAUUCUCGGAAUGACGGGCAUCUCCGCCCUCGGUGGAGUGAGCGUGAAAGGGCCGGGGGAUGUGAGGAUCGACGCGGUUUCAGAGAGGGUCCCAGUGCGCCCGGCGGGGAUCAACAGAGCAGUGGCGCGCCCAGGUGGUGUCGCGGGGGCGACAGUGCGCUCGGCCCCGGCUACGCAAGGACACGGCGGGGCAGUGGCGCAGCCAGGCGAGGCGCCGGCGGCGGCGCGUCCAGCCCGGGCGGCGCAGGUGAUCGGCGGGACAGUGGAGCGCCCAGGCGGCGGCGAGGCAGCGGCGGCGGGCCCGGCCCGGGCGGCGCAGGUGAUCGGCGGGACAGUGGCGCGCCCAGGCGGUGGCGAGGCGGCGGCGGCCGGCCCGGCCCGGGCAGCGCAGGCGAUCGGCUGUGCAGCGGCGCGCGCAGGCGGCGGCGAGGGAGCAACGGAUCGCCCCGCUCAGGCAGGCCAAGUGACCGGCGGAACAGUGGCGCGUCCAGGCGGCGCCAAGGUGGCGGCGGUGGAGCCGGCCAGGGCAGCCUCGGCAUCGCGCGGAGAGGGGGCGGGGCUUGGUAGCGCCGCAGCGACUGCGUCACAGGACCCGGCCGGCCCGGCGACCGGGCAUACCAUGCCCGGGCCCAGAGUGGGCGGGGCACCCACCGCGGAGCUAGUGGCCGACGCGAAAGACUUCACGGCGAGGUUCGAUGUUAAUACACGCAGUUGGACAGUGGCCUGGAAGUGGGCGGACGGAGUCGCACCAGACUGUCUGACCAACCGGGUCGCCGAGUACCGCGUGCCACCGUCAGCGCGGCAGGAGUACGACGAGGAGCUCGAGACGUGGCUGAGGAACGGCUGGCUGCAGCCCUACAAUGAAGCAGAGGACGGUCCGCCGCGCGGCCUCGUGCCCUUGAUGGCCGUCCCACAAGCAAAGAAGGUGCGCCCUGUACUGGACAUGCGAGAGCUGAACGGUCACGUAGCUGCAUACACCGCCGACUCGGACGUGUGCGCCGACCGCCUGCGGAAAUGGCGCCGCCACGGCCGGCGGGUGGCCGUCGUAGAUCUGCGGCGAGCGUACCUGCAGCUGCGUCUCGACCGGAAGCUGUGGCCGUAUCAGACAGUGAUCAUCCGUGGUGAGCGAUUCUGUUUGACCCGCCUUGGUUUUGGACUUAAUGUAGCGCCGGCCGUGAUGAAGGCGGUGGUGCGGCUCGUCAUGGCGCAGGAUGCAGCAGUGGAGCGCGCCGUCUGUCCGUAUGUGGACGACCUGCUUGUGGAUGAGGCUGUCGUCAGUGCUGAGCACGUGGUCGAGCACUUUGAGCGUUUUGGGCUCGAGUGCAAGCCACCGGCACGCGCCGAGGACGGCGCUCGGAUGCUGGGACUCCACGUGCGGCGUGUGGCGGGUGAGCUGCGGUGGUCUCGUGACAGUGCUGUCCCCGACCCGCCCGACCGUGUGACGCGCCGAUCGGUAUUUGCAUGGUGCGGCAGGCUGGUGGCGCACCUCCCCGUCUGCGGCUGGCUGCGACCCGCCGCCGCCUGGGUGAAACGGCGCGCCAAUGCCGUCACGCGCGGCUGGGAUGACGUCACGACCGACGCGCUCCUGCAGUCUCAGAUCUCGCACGUGCACACCCGGCUGCUAGCGGCGGACCCGGCGCGGGGCCAGUGGUGCUGGACCGGGGAUCAGGCAAUCGUCUGGACAGACGCCAGCUCGAUCGCGGCUGGAGUGGUCAUCGAGACACCGUGCGGUGGCGUGAUGGAGGACGCCUGCUGGCUCCGGCCCGGCGAUGCCGCAGCGACCCACAUAAACAUGGCCGAAUUGGAUGCCGCCGUUCGCGGCUUGAACCUGGCCGUGGCGUGGGGCGUGACAAACAUCGACCUAAGGACAGACUCGGCGACAGUGCACCGCUGGGUGGACGACGCGCUCAGCGGCCGCGCCCGCCUCCGGACGAGAGCGGCCGGUGAGAUGCUAAUCAGACGCCGGGUCGACCUCAUUCGACAGCUAGCCAACGAACUGGAGCUCAAGGUCACCGUCACGCUGGUUCGCUCGGAGGAGAACCUCGCCGACGCCCUGACGCGAGUGCCGAAGGAGUGGCUGCGUGACGAGUGUGAAGAGAGCAGGAUGUCGGUGACGGCCGAUGACGGAGCCGGCGACUCGGCCGCCCGUGGGCAGGUGGUCGUCGGUGCUGGUGCUGCAGAUGCCGUCAGGUCGGCUGUGCAAUCGGUGCACGAGCGGGCCGGUCACCCUGGCGUUCGUCGGACGCUGUUUUUCGCGCGGCGAGAUGUGUCUCGAGACGUGACGAGGGCUCUGGUGCGCGCGGUCGUGACGACUUGUGAUGUGUGCCGAUCGAUAGACCCGGCGCCUGUGCGGUGGCGGCACGGCUCGCUAGAGGUGGCGGCAGUAUGGGAGCGCGUCGCGAUGGACGUGACCCACCACCAGGGGCGGAGCUACCUAACCGUCAUCGACUGCGGGCCCACGCGGUUCACCGUCUGGCGCCCGCUCGGCCGUGCCGACGCAGUGGAGGUCACCGGCCACCUGGAACAGAUCUUCCUGGAGCGCGGCGCGCCCAAAGAAAUACUGGCGGACAAUGACACGGUGUUUCGGGGCCGGCGACUCGCCUCGCUCGUGGCACGGUGGGGCAUUGCCCUGAGAUUCCGAGCCGUGCACGAGCCGGGCGGCAAUGGCGUAGUGGAACGGUGCCAUCGAACUGUCAAGGUGAUCGCGGCUAGGAGGCGGUGCCCUGUGUCCGAGGCCGUCCACCUCUACAACGUCACUCCUCGUGACGGCCGGACGGCGGACACCGCGCCAGCGGCCGGGGUGUACCGCUACGCGGUGAGAGACUGCGUCCGCCCAGGGCAUACGCCAGUCGAUACCGACGGGGAUGGCGCCCAGCCUGCGCCAGCGCUGACCCAGCCGACCGACGCCCGGCUCCGGGAAGGGGACCGUGUGUGGGUGCGGCGCCGCGGCACCCGCUGUACCGAGACGUCUCAGCGCGGGACGGUUACGGGCGAGCUCUCAGAACAGGUGCUGGAGGUGGACGGCGUUCCGUGGCACGUCCGUAACCUGCGACCGCGGUACGAAGCGUCCUCGGACAGCGGGGAUGACAGUGAAGAGGCCGACGAAUCGCCGCCACUGCUCGUUGGCCCCCCGCCGGCCGCACUGCGAGCUGAACAUGACGCGCUGAACGGGGCGGCGCCCCCCGAUGAGCCACAGACUGAGUCACACGGGAUAGAUGGGACGGUGCCGCCAGGCGAGGGGUCGGAACCGUUUUCGACGGAGGGGGAGCCGGCGGAAGCGGCAAAUAUCCCCCCGCCCCGUCACAGUGAGCGUGCCCGGCGACCGCCGCCGCCGUGCAGCUGCUGCACCCAGCCGGAGUGAUGACUCUUACGUGAGCGGUGAGCACAUGUGCGUUUGAUAUUGUUUUGUUUGUUUGUAUUGUUUGUAUUAUGUGUUUGUAUCGCCGUAUCGUGUAUUUGUAUAAUUGUAUGUAUGAUUCUUGAGAAUCAGGGGGAGGUGUGGCGUGAUACCGGGGUCGUGGUAUCCCGUCCCCGGCGCCGAUGUUAGAGACGGUACCUGGUCCGGGCUGUACCGGGCCCCGGACUGUACCGGGCCUCACUGUCAGAGGCGGGACGACAGGGGGUCUGGGGACGGAAGGACCGGGUGGGCUCUCGCGCUGUGUGACUGGGAGUGUGCGGUGGCCCGUCUCGCGUGUGCAGUGGCCUGUUUCGCGCUAUCGGACAAAUACAAGAGACAUGGCGCAACAGAUACUAAACAAGAAGGAUCGUGACGCUGUUGGAAGGACAGUCCUGUUUA
Amphibalanus amphitrite is the source of this 4779-nucleotide messenger RNA. RefSeq lists its product as uncharacterized. Gene Ontology annotation, biological process: DNA integration. The coding region runs from base 1 to 4344 and encodes 1447 amino acids. Gene Ontology annotation, molecular function: nucleic acid binding; RNA-DNA hybrid ribonuclease activity. The transcript is spliced from 3 exons. NCBI's taxonomy places the organism in Eukaryota, Metazoa, Arthropoda, Thecostraca, Balanomorpha, Balanidae. The record is from RefSeq and is a predicted model, not a curated record.